Messenger RNA from Labeo rohita (rohu), 3740 nucleotides. It is a transcript of the gene limk2, whose product is annotated as LIM domain kinase 2. Gene Ontology annotation, biological process: protein phosphorylation; actin cytoskeleton organization. NCBI's taxonomy places the organism in Eukaryota, Metazoa, Chordata, Actinopteri, Cypriniformes, Cyprinidae. The transcript has 16 exons. Bases 284 to 2239 code for a protein of 651 amino acids. Gene Ontology annotation, molecular function: ATP binding; protein serine/threonine kinase activity; protein binding. Gene Ontology annotation, cellular component: nucleus; cytoplasm. The record is from RefSeq and is a predicted model, not a curated record.
GCAAACGCUCCUGUUUCAGGUGAUACUGUUUGAUCCCUUCCGGUCUCCGUAGAUUUCUAUGUUAUGACGUCAUCUGGUCGGACGGGAGAGAGAGAAACUUUAAACUUGCUAGGAAACUGGACGAAACUUUGUUUCUCCUUCAAUUUCCAGCUGGAUUUACGGUUGUGGGUCUUACACAUGGAUCAGAAAUGGAGCAUCGCUGAUGUACAGCGUGUGAACUUCAGACUUUUCUGGACCAGCAUGUGAGCUUGAACAAAUAUAAUUAAAUCAGAUCGAGGAGGACAUGGACGAACGAGAAGAUGUGACGGAGCGCGCGUGCACGGGCUGUGGCGGGAGGAUUCAGGACGCGUUUCAUGUGAAGGUUCUUCAAGACGCCUGGCACAACUCAUGCUUUCAGUGUUCUGUGUGCUUUGAUCUUCUGACAAACUGGUACUUUGAGAAAGAGGGGAGGCUGUACUGUCACAAACACUACUGCGAGAAGUUUGGGGAGUUGUGCCAUGGCUGCUCGCUGCUUAUGACUGGACCUGCUAUGGUGGCAGGAGACUAUAAAUACCAUCCUGAAUGCUUCGUGUGUUUAAGCUGCAGGGUGGUGAUUGAGGAUCAGGAUACCUAUGCCUUAGUGGAACGUACCAAACUCUACUGUGGUAAAUGCUACAAGCAGGUGGUCCUGACGCCAAUGUUGGAGAAGCGCGGUUUGGCCGACUCUCCAACGGACCUGCUCCCUCACACGGUGACUCUGGUGUCCAUGCCUGCUGCCACCAAUGGCAAAAGGGGUUUCUCUGUCAGUGUGACUAGAGACUGCACCAGUGCCACGGCCAGUGUCCAAGUCAAAGAGGUCAGAGGGAUGCAUAUUAGUCCAGAGGUUCGGAACGCCAUCCAUGUUGGGGACCGAAUCCUGGAGAUCAAUGGACUCCCGGUGUCAGCUUUGAUGGAAGAGGAGGUGGAGGACAUGAUCCAUCGGACCAGUCAGACACUGCAGCUGUUGAUGGAAUAUGAUCCAGUCAGACAGCGCCUGGACCGACUCCGCUUGGGCUCCUCCCGCAAUCAGUUGGGUGUCCCUGCGGCCUCCCGAAUGCGUAUGUCCUCCUCAACGGAUGCUGAGAUUGAACGAAGUGACUCAGCGGACAAUGGGACGUUAAAAAGGAGGUCCCUCAGACGUAGCAACAGUAUUUGCAAGUCUCCAGUUUCUUCAUCUCCGAAGGAUCCUCCGUUUCUAACUCGAGAUAUCGGACGAUCAGAAUCCCUCCGCUCUCCUUCCAGCUGCUCCCACCGUAUCUUCCGUCCCUGUGACCUCAUCCAUGGAGAAAUCCUCGGAAAAGGUUUCUUUGGACAGGCCAUCAAGGUGACUCAUAAAGCCACAGGUGAGGUGAUGGUCAUGAAGGAGUUGAUCCGCUGUGAUGAAGAGACACAGAAAACGUUCCUAAAGGAGGUUAAAGUGAUGAGAAGUCUUGAUCACCCACACGUUUUGAAGUUCAUUGGGGUUUUGUACAAGGACAAGCGGCUUAAUCUGAUAACAGAGUUCAUUGAGGGAGGCACUCUGAAGGAUUUUAUCCGAGACACGGACUCAUUCCCAUGGGAACAGCGAGUUAGUUUCGCAAAAAGCAUUGCAUCUGGAAUGGCAUAUCUGCAUUCAAUGAGCAUCAUACAUCGAGAUCUCAACUCUCACAACUGCCUGGUCAAACUGGACAAUACUGUCGUCGUAGCAGACUUUGGUCUGUCUCGUCUAAUUAUGGAGGACAAGGUCAAGCAGCCACCCCCCGACAAACCAACCAAUAAGAAAAGACUGUUUAGACGCAUUGACCGUAAGAAACGCUACACGGUGGUGGGGAACCCAUACUGGAUGGCCCCAGAAAUGCUAAAUGGUAAACGCUACGAUGAGAAAGUGGAUAUUUUCUCCUUUGGCAUUGUACUUUGUGAGAUUAUCGGUCAAGUUUAUGCAGAUCCCGAGUGUCUACCAAGAAUGCUGGAUUUUGGGCUCAAUGUGAGAAAAUUCAUUGAGAAAUUUCUUCCUGAGCACUGUCCUCCAGCUUUCUUCGCUUUGGCUGUGGCUUGUUGUGAUCUCACCCCUGACAACCGGCCUGCUUUUCAGAAGUUGGAGGACUGCUUUGAGGCAUUAACUCUGAAUCAGGAGUUGAACAUCCCUCUGCCUGCUGAACUGGAUGAUCUUCAGCAGAAUUUUUUAAGGACUUAUGGACCCAGUGAAAUUGCCUCUGAAAACCAGGAAAACAACAGAAACUAAUCCAACAGCAGCACAGGCUGAGAUACAGGCUGGAAUUUUUUUUAAUGAGUUUACAGAACUGAAUCAGAGCAUUUACCUUGGGUUUGCAUACUGGGAGCAAGCUGAUCCUGGUGUUCUUUGGAGAGAUCUGUCACAACACUCAGAACUUUGAGGGCAUUCUAGAACUGCAAAUGGUUCUUGGCAGAGUUCUGUUGAAAGGAACAGGUACAUUUCAGUGACCUUGAACUUCUUUCCACCAUUUUUUUUCCUUCUGUCUAAUUUGGAUGGCUUAUGAUUUAACCAUGUAGCAAAUGUUUAAGAGAGCCUACCACUAGUUUAGUUAUAGAUCUCCCUAAUGAAGUUUCAAAUGUCAGAUUUAUGAAAAUUCAUAGUGUAGCAUCCACUGAUCGAUAAUUAUUUUUCGAUCACAACAAUUAUAAAAAUGUGUUUGUCAUUAAACCUUUCAAGAACAUGUCUCGGUCAUAUUUCACCACACAGUUAUGCACAUCCACUAAUGAUAUUAUUUAAAGUUGUAUCAUUCAUGCCAAUUUAAAUAAUAAAAACAUGAUUGAGAAUAUUGGGUCAAAUAAAUAAAGAAUGAUUUUAGGGGGAAAUGUGCUUAAUUGUCAUGGAAAUGUAAAAGUGGAAUGUAUUUUCAAGAAUACGGUUAAAUGUAACCUGGAUAUGUUUUCAGGUGAUUAACGUCUUAAUUUCAAGUUAUAAAAAAUAUGGAAGGGUUUAUUGACUUGGAUAUUGAAACUACCUUAACUUGGAAUGUAAAUCAAGCAUUGAACCACACUGCACCCUGCAGGUAGUUGUGCUUAAGUGCACUCAAUCUUUUGACUGGUUCACUAGCACUUGAGUCCUGACCUCUGUAACUCUAUAAUAAAGUCAGAGAGAGAUAAAACUUUCAUGAAAGAAUGUAAUAAGUUUCUGAGUUCAGAUUUGGUUUGCUAUGUGUGGUUUCUUGGAAGUGUGUCUUACAUUGUAGUUCAUUCCUGGUACAUCAGUUAUUUGAAAACUGGAGUUGUUUAUUCCACUGUCAUGGACUCACUUUGUAAAUAUAUACCAUGACAGGGCAAGGGUGACUUUUUUCUGUAUCUAAACAUGCUCUGGAGUCAUAUUCUCCAAGUGAAAUGAUAAGUGAGAUCGUAAUGCUGGAUCUUGAGCAGCCGUUUUCAGCACAAUACUAAAACAGGCUGUAAUCAAAAUGUCUGCAACGCAGAAUUUAACGAGCAACGUUUUGUGAGGACGUUUGAAAAUGAAUGUCAUCCUUACUUUGAUCACAAAUAAUGUUUAAAUUAACUGGAUAUAUUGUUCAUGUUUGUAUAGAUUUGAUGUUGGGAUAAUGUGGAUUUGUAGUUUGCAUAUGUUUGUAGAAUGUGAAAAGCUGUAAAAGAGCAUUUUUUUUUCUAGUCUUAUCCGUCUAAGGUACUGACAUGUACAAAAUUAUAACCACUACUUGUACCCCACAGGAUUUCUUACACUAAUGUUUCAUGAAUAAAGAUGAGUACGUAUUGGC